Molecule: messenger RNA, 2582 nt
Organism: Xenopus tropicalis (tropical clawed frog)
Lineage: Eukaryota; Metazoa; Chordata; Amphibia; Anura; Pipidae
Product: gastrula zinc finger protein XlCGF8.2DB-like
Exons: 2
Coding region: 565-1515 (316 amino acids)
Biological process (GO): positive regulation of transcription by RNA polymerase II
Cellular component (GO): nucleus
Source: RefSeq, a predicted model, not a curated record
AUGAGAAAAGGCCCAACUCACACACAGACAGUGGGACAUUCAUGUUAAACAGGUGCCUGAGGGAGUGAGGCUGCACCUUUAUUGUGUUACAUAGUUUCCCCCCAGGGGGCAAAUUAAGGCUCCACCCUCUCGUUAUCCCAUGCUAAUUACCUGCCUUUGAUAAACAUGUGACUAUGCUAAUGAAGGGCGUUAGAGUACAGGAACCCAUCAGCCUUCCUUUCCAUAUCGUGGGAGGAACCUUUUCCCCCAAACAAAGGCCCCGCCCAUAGGGGGUGGGAUCCAAAAUGGGCUAAAAAGCUGCGGGAAUGAGAGCUGAGUUAGUUUGGGGAAGAGACGUGUGGGUACAGGGUACAGGGGCUCUGCAGGCUAAUGAGGAGACUCUGCCCAAGGACAGUGUAUUACAUAUUUGAUUGAAAAAGAGGCACAGAAGCCCCAGAAGCUGACAAUUCUCUGAUUCUUUGGAUAAAGACAAGAGGCCAUUAGACCGUGCAACUUCUCCAACACCAGGAAAUCCACACAUUGGGGAGAAAAAUCUGUAUCCGACUGAGAAAAAGCUUUAGUGCAAUGAGCAUUCCCAACUCCCAGAUGGAACUUCCCUCAGUGGCACAACAUUACGAAUGCCCACAGUCUGGGAAAAUACAUUUAACAAAAAACAGACUUAACAUUGACAAGACAUUUAACAUCAGGGAGAAACCAUUCAUGUGCACGGAAUGUGGGAAAGGUUUCGCACUAGCAAGAGACUUUAAAAUUCACCAGAGAAUUCACACCGGGGAGAAGCCUUACACCUGUACAGAAUGUGGGAAAAGUUUCAGGCUAAAGGAAGGUCUUAAAAAACACCAGAGGAUUCACACAGGGGAGAAACCAUAUCCGUGUACAGAAUGUGGGAAACGUUUCACUUUGAAGAGUCAUCUACUCGUGCACCAGAAGAUUCAUACAGGGAUAAAACCAUUUGUGUGCACAGAAUGCGGAAAGAGUUUCUCCCAGAAAGCUCAGCUUCAGAUACACAAUAAAUUUCACACAGGGGAGAAACCAUUUUGCUGCACAGAAUGUGGGAAAAGUUUCAGUUUAAAGAGCCACCUUACCAGGCAUCACACAAUUCACACUGGGGAGAAACCAUUGAGUUGUACAGAAUGUGGCAAACAUUUCUCUACAAAGGACAGACUUUCUUCCCACUUAAGAGUCCACACAGGAGAGAAACGAUUCACGUGUACCAUAUGUGGGAAUCAGUACACUCGUAAAGACAGGCUUGAGCGCCACAUGCGACUUCACACGGAAGAAAAACCUUUCCCUUGUACAGAAUGUGGGAAAUGCUUCCGCAGUAAGGAAGGCCUUCACUCCCACCACACGACUCACACAGGGGAGAAACCAUUCACGUGCACUGAGUGUGGGAAAUGUUUCUCUGCAAAGUCCAGCCUUCAACGGCAUCAAACGAUCCACACAAGGACAAGGCUUUCCCAUGUACAGAAUGGGGCAAAUGCUUCUCUACAAAGGCCAAUCUUCAGCAGCCUCCUAUAGUUAUAAUUCUCACAUAAGGGAGAAACCUUUCGCUUGGAUACAUUAUAAAGGCAGUGCUACGUAGGGAAGAGAUGCAAUGAGCUAUUUCCCCCUCGGACUCUCCCACUUUCUUUGCCGCUAUUAUGUUUUGCUUGAUGCACCUUCCAGCUCAGCUAUGGCUAAUGGUACCAACAAGCGUUCUGAUUGAGUUCUCCUUUGCUUAUUUAAACUCACCCCCCGCCACUAGGGGAUUAUUUUCUAAAAGUAUUUCCAUGAAUAAAAGUAACGUAAUAUUUUAGUAGGUGCAGUGCAUUGUUUUUUUCUGAUAGAUGUAUCUAAAGGGGGCAGAAACACAUUUGCUGAGUGUGGGUUCAUUCAAUAAGGUUUGUGCUGAAUAUAUAUUUUGCCAGGUUUUUUUAAUCAUACAUAAUGGACCUGAUAUUGUCAGGAGACAGUAGGGGGGCCCUGCUCACAAGAGCUUACAGUCUAAGAGGGAGACUAUUGUCGGUGUGAACAAAACCUCUAAAACCAUGGAGCAAAGAAAGAUGUUCCAGCUGUAAAAGGGACGUCUGCCAUUGAUCCUACAUGAUCUCCACAGGUUUUACAUGGUGUAUUUUUCCAUUCAGAUUUGUUGGUUUUGCUUUAUAAUAAAUUAUGGCAAAAUCGUGUUUUUUUCCCAAGAAAAAUUGGGUUUUGGCAUGAAAAAACACUACUCAAUAAAGUUCAGUCUCAUCUCCUAGUAUUAUAUCUGCCCUUCCUUUGAAUGUAUAGGUCAAAGAAAAAUUGUCUACAAGCUAGAGCCCUAUAUUAAUUCUGCAGAAAGCUUUACCUGCCUGAGUAACAGCCCUAGAAGCUCCCUCUGUUUGUUUAAGAUAGCAGCUGCCAUUUUAGCUUGGUCUCAGUAGCUUCCCUGCUCACAGACACUUAUUUCUCCAACAGACUCUCCCAAUUCAACAUUACAUCUUAUCUUUUAUCUUUUGGUAUUGACUGUUUAUGGAUAAAUCUCAUAUUGACAUAAGCUUUUUAAUCAGUUUCCUGUUUUCUACCAAUUAGCAACGUUUAUUUCAAUAAAGAAGAGUGUUAAUGUA